Seminavis robusta is the source of this 1335-nucleotide messenger RNA. Lineage: Eukaryota; Bacillariophyta; Bacillariophyceae; Naviculales; Naviculaceae. The record is from the annotation of a GenBank genome assembly.
AUGCCGCUGCAGUCCAGUUGGGAUCAGAUCAUCCAAAGCUCACAAUUUCGAUUCCUCCACAAACCAAAAGCAGCUCAAAAACGACCAAGCAGCACCUCUUUCUUUUGUUUUGCAACCAUGAAGUUCUCAUCCUCAAUCCUUUUCGCCGCAUCUUUGUUUGUGGCCAACCUCGGCGCAACCUUUGGGCAUGGCGUCCAGAUGUUGACCUGCAUCAGUCCUGCUGGAGGUCUCCGUGUGUUCAUUGAGCACUGGCACGAACAUACCGCUCCUGCUAUCUCUCCAGGCGACACCAUCCAGAUCCAAAAGAACACUGAAACAUCCGUACCUACUGCUUACACUGGGACUGUCUUCAAUGUUCCUGAGACUUCCUUGGGAUAUCUGUGCAAAGGCAACGCCAUUCCUAUGCAUAUUGCAAGCUGUGGAAGCAAGGCGGAUACAUACAAUGAUUGGGGCUGGUUUGACUUCCCAAGUGUUGACUGUAAUGCACCAUCGGAUACCUACACCAUCGAACAAGGAAAUACUGUUGUGUUCCGGGAAGACUGUUCCCAUCUCUACCCCCAGACCUUUUCAAUCUCUGGUAUUUGUGAUGCGGCCACAGGAAGGAUUGGUGGUGAUCCCCACAUCCAAACUUGGGAUAAGAAGUGGUAUGAUUUCCAUGGACAGUGUGACCUUGUCUUCCUUGAGAACGAGGAGUUCAAUGAUGGCCAAGGCAUGGAUAUCCAUGUCAGGACCACAGCCCGAUACCAGUACUCCUACAUUGAAGCUGCUGCCUUGCGCAUUGGAGACGAUGUCCUGCAAGUCAGCUCGCAUGGUAACUACUUUUUGAAUGCUAUUGGACAGGCCUCCAUGCCAGCCACCCUUGGAGGCCACAAUGUGACUUAUUCUGUUGAUGACAACAAGAAGCACACAUUCGUCACUCACCUCGGAGAUGGAAGGAAUGUUGUCAUCCAAACUUUCAAGGACUGGGUCAAUGUCAAGCUGGAUGCUGCUGAUAUGAAGAACUAUGGAAACAGCAAGGGUCUUCUUGGAGAGUUCCCCACUGGUGACUGGGUUGGCCGUGACAACUCUAUCUUUACUAAUGCCAAUGAAUUUGGACAGGAGUGGCAGGUUCGUGACACUGAUGCCAAGCUUUUCGCGGUCAACCGUGAACCCCAGUUCCCCCAGAAGUGUGUCAUGCCCGACCCCAAGAGUGCUGCUCGUCGUCUUGGAGAGUCCAUUGCCAAGGCCACGGCUGAGAGGGUUUGCGAUCACUGGGCUGCUGAUGAGAAAGACCUCUGUGUCUUUGAUGUCAUGGCCUCUGGAGACUUGGAGCACGCUGCUGCCGGAGCUUUCUAA